Cariama cristata (Red-legged seriema) is the source of this 1248-nucleotide messenger RNA. RefSeq names its product RNA pseudouridylate synthase domain containing 2 (gene RPUSD2). Gene Ontology annotation, biological process: pseudouridine synthesis. Lineage: Eukaryota; Metazoa; Chordata; Aves; Cariamiformes; Cariamidae. Gene Ontology annotation, molecular function: RNA binding; pseudouridine synthase activity. The annotation marks the transcript as partial. The record is from RefSeq and is a predicted model, not a curated record. The transcript is spliced from 3 exons.
UGGGUGGGCCGCAGCCUCCUGGACGUCUUCAGCACCGAGUUCCGCGCCCAGCCCCUCGCCUACUACCGCGCCGCUGCCCGCGCCGGCCGCCUCCGCCUCAACGAGGAGCCCGUCCGCGACCUGGACGUCGUGCUCAAGAAUAAUGAUUUUCUCAGGAAUACGGUGCAUCGCCAUGAGCCGCCGGUCACUGCCCAGCCUAUCCAGAUCUUGGUGGAGGACGAUGAGGUUGUGGUUGUGGACAAACCCUCUUCUUUGCCAGUACACCCCUGCGGCAGGUUUCGUCACAACACGGUCAUCUUCAUCCUAGGCAAAGAACAUGAUCUGAAGGAGUUGCAUACCAUUCACCGACUCGAUCGCAUGACCUCGGGAGUGCUUAUGUUUGCCAAGACCGUGGCGGUAUCCAAGAGGAUUGAUGAGCAGGUUCGGGAGAGACAGCUGGAAAAGGAGUAUGUCUGUCGUGUGGUGGGGGAGUUUCCAGAACACGAAGUGGUCUGUGAAGAGCCCAUACUGGUUGUUUCUUACAAAGUGGGAGUGUGCCGCGUGGACCCCAAAGGAAAAUUCUGCAAGACCAUCUUCCAGAGACUCAGUUACAACGGCAAGACCAGUGUAGUCAAAUGUCUCCCGCGUACUGGCCGCACACACCAGAUCCGGGUCCACUUGCAGUAUUUGGGGCAUCCUAUUGUCAACGAUCCCAUCUAUAAUAUGGAAGCCUGGGGCCCCGACAGGGGGAAAGGAGGCAAGAUCGAUAAAACGGAUGAAGAACUCCUUAAGGCGCUAGUAGAGGAGCAUCGUUCCAAACAAAGCCUGGAUAUCUUGGGUAUUUUGGAGGAGGACUUGAGCUCCAGUGCUGAAAAUAAAGUCUGUGGUAAUUCAAGUGACUGCAAAAAGUCUGUGCAGGCUGAUCCAGUAAAUGAGAACUCCUGCCCUGCUGAGGACGCUAAGGAUCCCGAGAAGGACAUUAAGGAUCUCAAGAGAAGUGACAUAGCAGCUUGUCCACUAAACUCUGAUACCAACCUGGAAACACUGGAAAAAAAUAAAGAACUCGGUUCAUGUGAGAAUCAGGACAGGCAAACGGGAGAAAAGAGUUCAGAAGAGAAGGACCCUUUAUGCGUGGAGUGUAAAAUGACAAGGCGGGACCCAUCUCCCAAGGAGCUGGUGAUGUACCUACAUGCCUUGCGCUAUAAGGGAGCACAGUUUGAGUAUUGCUCCAAGAUGCCCGAGUGGGCAAUGGAAGACUGGGAGGAAUGA